This is a messenger RNA of Camellia sinensis, 738 nucleotides long. NCBI's taxonomy places the organism in Eukaryota, Viridiplantae, Streptophyta, Magnoliopsida, Ericales, Theaceae. The record is from RefSeq and is a predicted model, not a curated record.
UAGAAAAAGAGUGAUUGAUUGUUGUGACUGCUAAUGUCUCCAGGGAAAUCUGGAAUACAUGGUUUUGGAAUCUUUGCAAAACAGCCACACAGAGCAGGAGACAUGGUGAUUGAAUACAUAGGUGAGAUUGUUAGACCCUCAGUGGCUGACCGAAGAGAACGCUUCAUGUACAAUUCGCUAGUGGGUGCUGGGACUUACAUGUUUCGUAUUGAUGAUGAGCGUGUCAUUGAUGCAACAAGGGCUGGAAGCAUUGCACAUUUAAUUAAUCACUCUUGUGAACCUAAUUGCUACUCGAGAGUUAUAAAUGCGAAUGGUGAUGAUCAUAUAAUUAUAUUUGCUAAAAGAGAUGUUAAACAGUGGGAAGAACUGACAUAUGAUUACAGAUUUUUUUCUAUUGAUGAACAUCUUGCAUGCUGUUGUGGCUUUCCAAGAUGCCGGGGUGUAGUUAAUGAUAUUGUAGCAGAGGGACAAGUGGCAAAGCUGCAUGUACCUCACAAAGACUUGAUACAUUGGAAAGGAUAAUGACAGAGGUUAGCAAAUUAAGAGAUAUUUUGGGUCGUUCAGUAUUUCUUACUGUUUUGUUUUUGCUAAGUUUAUUUAUUUACUGUUCUAAGUUGACAGGUUUGGUCUUUUACAUUGUUUAGAGCAUUUUAUCUACUUUCACACACACACACACACACACACACACACACGCAAAUUCCUUGAAUAGUUAUGUAAAUUUGGGUUGCAUUGCUGGUU